Molecule: messenger RNA, 366 nt
Organism: Coprinopsis cinerea okayama7#130
Lineage: Eukaryota; Fungi; Basidiomycota; Agaricomycetes; Agaricales; Psathyrellaceae
Exons: 2
Coding region: 1-366 (121 amino acids)
Source: RefSeq, a predicted model, not a curated record
AUGUCCCCCGAUGAAUUCGAUUCUCUUUUAACUCGCCUUCUUGAGGUUGUAUCACAGGCUAGAAAAAGCACGACCGAUAUCGAAGAGAAUGUCACUCUGGUCGCGACCCUGGAUUACAAAAUUGCCCAGCUCUCCAAAUUAUCUGAUCCCAGCAGCCUUCAGCACAUCGCAGAGGGCUAUCAGUUGAAGGAGACAGCCACCGACCAUCUCAAAUCUUUUCUUCAAGCUCGCAAGACCCAACUUGACUAUCUGGAAACGGCGACCAAACUUGUGGCCAGUGAUCUGAAGCUCGAGUGGACCGAACAUCGUUUUGCUGAAGCAACUCUAGUGCGGACGCAGUUGGAACAGGUGUUACAGGCUCGGUAG